UAAAUCAGAUCCCUCGCCACUUGCUCAGGUCUCUUCUUCACAGCAGUUGCCAGCGGCUCUGCUGUAAGCUGGUGGCAGAGGGCUCCUGUGGCCCUUGAUCGCUGGAAAAGCCACCUGGAUUCCCCCGCAGUCAGGGCAGGAUUCUGAAAGAGUAAAUGCAGUUAACCAGAGAAAAGGCGCCUGCUGCGAGCGAAGCUCAGAACUGUGCAGCUGGAGGCAUGAGACCUAGGACUUAACAACUCAUGCCCCAGCAAAUGCAUCUACAUGCAGAACGACCUAGGAAUCCACCUGGGGUUAGUGCUGCCCAGGAGAACAGGUGCAGAGCGCUGGGCCCGUGAGUGGGGGGCUCGCUACAAAGGUGGAAUGCAGUCAGGUAGCCGACUCCAGCGAAGGGAGGGUAACGUCACGGCCUGCAUCGUGUGUUCAGUGCAUGGGGGAGAGACUACACCUGGGGCAUGCCGCUGCCUCCAGGGCACGACACUAAGGGACGAACGAGGGCGCACUCGCCUCUCGACCUGGUGAGCCAGGUACUAAACUGAGGAAAUGAACCUGCCCGUCUGACCCCUGUUAUGGACACAGUCUAGGGAGCAAGCCACCUCUGUCUGCGCUCUUCCCUUUUUUGGAACGUUCAGGCUAAUGUCACAUUUUUCGAUGGCAGUGUAUUUUCUACUCGCUGCGCAGACCUGGCCCGGUUUGGGUUGCCCCUCCCCCCCCCCUCCUAUUGUCAUCCCAAAAAGGGGACGGCAGAACAGCCUGCUCGGGCUUGUUUGCUUUUCCCAACAGCUCAGAACAGACAAACCUACUUAAGGGAUAAGUGUCAAAUUGCCCCUUUUUUGAGCUUUCUCUGAAUGAGGCUGGUGGGAAAAACCUGUUUGGUGUGUUUGAAAUCCAAACAUCCUACCAAAGGGCGUGUAAAGAGAUGUUCUCUUCUUCUUUAGGAGGACAGCAGAGCCUUGUUUCAGGCUGCCUGGGGCGCCCACUGGGGGCGACUGCCUUCUACUAUUUGGCACGUUUAAUAAAAGGCUUUAUCGAUAUAUUCUGUUCACGUAAGGCCAGAGGAUGACUCUUCUUCACUAGCUGACUCAGCAGUCCCAUUGAAUUCAAGGGAACCCUUUGUGGUGUAAUGCACUACGCAUCUUGAGUCAGGGGGUCAGAAUCGGGCCCUGAUUGACAAGUUUCGCUUUACCAGCGUGUUGUGACACACAAGUUACAGAUUGUAAAAGCAGGGGUGUCUUAGUAACUGGAGACGUUGCUCCAAGAGUUGACUCAGUCUCAGACAGGGAUGAGGUGGCCACUCUCUGUACAUGGCACACAGUGAGUGAGCUUUGACUGGAGCUUGCCUUACGGCAUACAGAUGAGCUCAUGAUUUAAAGAGACGUUUUCAGGAAACACAGUUCAAGCAUCUUUCUGCCACAUUGACUUUCUGUGAAAGCCUGGGCAUGCUCAAUGCGCAGCCCAGGAGUCAUCGUGUUUGGUGGGCUUUCGUGUUAACUUCCCCAGCACAUGAAUGGGCUUGCAAGGUCUACCAACAAAUCUGAUGUCUGCUGGGAAAAAAGCGACAUAUAUUAUUUGUGGUGGUUACGAUCCCCGUCCCUCUCUUUAAAUUCUAUAAAGAAAUAGUUAACAUCGUUGCCAAGUGUAUGAAUAAUAAGGGACAAAGGAGCUGGGUGCAACAAUCUGGUUGCAAUACAGCCGCAGGAAUGUUCUACAGAGGGAUCUGCUAGGUCUAUGGGGCCAGGUCUUUGGAAGUGUCUCUGGAACAAAAACUUUGACGUGUGUCGGAGAAUAGGGACGUGGACAGCAAUCCUUGGAUGUAUCCCAUCUGCCUGUGCUCCACAGCCCGACUCUGCAGUUCUCCAGGCAGCAUGUGACCGGUUGUGGCAACGUGAGGUCCUGGCGUAUUAUGGUUGUUUAAGGCUUUGUGAAUGAGCUCUGCCAUCUUCCACUUCGUCUUUACCGUGAUGCAUUUGCAAAGCGUUGAUGCUCGCAAGCAUGUCUUUCAGUGACCAGAGAGUUAGGAAGUCAAUCACCCAGGCCCGUGGAGGACUGCACAUCUUUCUGUGCUAGGUGGCUUUCAGUAGAUAGCACAAUAUUCUGAUUGAUCAUUGGUUCUUUGCCACAUGGUUCCCCAGGCUAAUGAUCAUUCCCAUAAGACUGGCAGUGUCAGGAGAAGCGAAGGAUGGUGCCGAAGGACUAAGGUACAUUGGCAGAUCUAGGCGAAGGUCCCAGGAUCAGCAGAAGCAUGGUCAGCCACAAGGGUUAUUGAGGUGCAUUGGCAGGGUUCUUGGGGAGAAUGUUCUACUCAGACCACUGUUACUCCUUCGUGGACACUCAGUUAACUCCAGGUUGGUUCUUAUUGUUACAUGGGCUGCAUAUUUACCUUACUCCAUGCACGUACUGUAUAUAUCAAUAGAGCACUUCCACGGAUGUUUGUUCUAACAGACAUAUUGUGGGGUUUUUAAAACAAAAUAGUUUCUAAAUCUGCCCACUGAACAUGGAUGUAUUGUUACUUCUGGGGGCAGGGAAACCAGGUGAAUUCAAAUUGGGGUGAGCAAAAUGGUGUCUAUCAGUGACUGUCAGAGCUUACAGUGUGGAAAGAAGGGAAGUCCGGGAACAGCUGAAGCAGGUCUCCCUGUGAACAAAAGCCAUGUUUUUCCCCAACCUCUUGGUGAGCGCUCUGAAGCAACGUUAACUGUAUCUUUUAUUUGCUCUGGAAGAAAUCAGACUUGACUGUAACCCUAUUCACCGUUGAUUCAAGGUUUUAUUUAUUUUUAUUUUUUUUAAGUGAAAUCUCAACCCUGGAAAUUCUGUGCCAAAAACCAAAAUAGAGUCCUUGAUAGUGAGUAGUGCUGUGUUUUUGUUGUUUGUUUCUGUUCAAAGUUCAGGCAAUGAUAGGCCUUCGGAUUGAUACGUUAACCAGUUAUUGGCAUGGUUGGCUGUAAGCAUGACCUGUGCCCACCCCACGUGUGGUUAACACUCCAUUGGCAGCUAACCAUAUGUCUCCCCUAGUAGCAGUCUAGACUGUCACACAGCUGGAAAAGGUGUCUUCCCUCUCUCUGCUAGACUGUGCUCAUGUCCCUCUGUAUGAACAUACUCUGACUAAUCUAUCCCCUACCCACUCUGGGCUGACUGGCUUUCCCCUUUUUCCUCCCAUUAAACCCAUGUGAACGUGGUCAUGCCGUGUGUAGAUGCGGAGUCACAAACCCGGAUGACACGUGGCUGUUACAAGAAUGGUUGGUGGCUCCGACUCACCAGCCUGUUGUCCUCUUCAGUGAAGCUGCAUCCAGCUCUUCCGCCAUGUCGUAGGUGACUGCACCUCUGCUACUAACAGUGACUAUUGAAAAGUCUCGCGGGCACUGGAGAAGAGCCGGAGGAUUUGGGGAAGAGCAGCUGUGCUGAUACUAAAUGAAUGGGGAAACGGCAGCUUGCCCAGGGUGGAUGCUUGCCAUGGCAGAGCUGAGAAAAGAAGGCAGGAGCCCAGAUUCCCAGCCCUCAGCUCUACGGCAGGGAUCGCAGUCGCUCUUUCCACCAGGACCUGCAAGGCAGCAGCUGACGGCGAUGAUAGCAAGGAGAGGUGGAAAGCACCAGUUGGGUCACCUGGUUCCAUUCCCCAUGCAGGAUUGUUCCCUGCAUUCUGUUGAGUGGCUGGGGACAUCCCCCUGCUGAGGAAGCCACAGGAUAAAUACUUCCUCCCCGAGCGGCUCCGGGCAGACAGCCCAGCCUGGCAGGAUGGACACAGCCCGUAGGCGCCCAGGUGUGAUGGGAGCUGUUCCCUGGCUCUCUCUAGUCCUCCUCUGCGGCUGCAGCCACUUCCAGAGCUCAGAUGCAGCUUCCAGCCUGCGCCCAGAGAUCAUCACGCCCCUGAAGCCUGUGAAAAGUCCCACUCUAGGGAAACGCUUCAACGUCAGCUGCCAGGCUCAGAGCCCCUUCCCAAGGAUGACCCUCAUCUACUGGCUGGCAAACGGCUCCUUCGUGGAGCACCGGUACCCGGACGAGGCAGUGAGCGAAGGGGACGUCGUAACGGAGCCCAGGGGCACCAGGGUCCUCCUGACCCGAGAGCUGCUCUUCCGCUCCUUCUCCCGGCGGGACUGGAGCACCUCGUUCCUGUGCAUGGUGAGGAACCCAGCCGGGCUGGAAAAGGCCCUGGUCCACUGGGACCCUGAGCCGCCAGCCCAGAUCUCCGAGCCGCAGCAGGAGACGAGGCAGGACGUCCAGCUCCCGGCGAGCACCCCCACCGUGGACAGGGCCGAGAGCACGGACUGAGCGCGGGGACAGCAGCGCCGACCCCCGAGAGGCAGCGAUAUUGUACCCAUGGCUGCCAAGCUCCACUUCCCUGCAAAGCCCUGCCAGCCUCCCUCCACAGCCCAGCUGCCCUCCCUGUGUCCACGUGGAGCCCUGCAGGCCAGGGCCUGGAUACAGCCCCCCCCCCAAGCACACUGCACUGGCGGGGGAGGCUCCUGCAGGACUUGCCCUCAGGCCAUGGCCUGGGAAAGCCCCUGUUUGCCCCCCACCCCCAUCCCUCUUCCACUGGCAGGAUCAUUCUCGGCCCUAGUGACCAAAGCCGCCCCCUGCUGCCAGCCCAGCCUACAACUGAAGAGCAGGUUCCCUUCAACAGCUGCCAGCAAUGCCCUGCCCGUUCCAUGCCCAGGAGGGCAGCACCAGCUUGGGGCAGGGGCUGGGAGCCCAGCACCCCCUGGCCUCUGGCUGCCAGCGCUCCUCCCACUUCGCCCUGUUUCUGUUAAAUAAACACACAAUGCU
Messenger RNA from Mauremys mutica (yellowpond turtle), 4758 nucleotides. RefSeq names its product interleukin 18 binding protein (gene IL18BP). The transcript is spliced from 9 exons. The coding region runs from base 3730 to 4263 and encodes 177 amino acids. NCBI's taxonomy places the organism in Eukaryota, Metazoa, Chordata, Testudines, Geoemydidae. The record is from RefSeq and is a predicted model, not a curated record. Gene Ontology annotation, molecular function: interleukin-18 binding.